AUGAAGCCCACGGACGACAUGCCAAUACCCAAUACCAGCGGUCAAGCAGCUUCUACAGGCCCCUUGUCAAGCGGGUCGCCCGGUAGCGACGGUGACAGCGGCCAGAGCCGCAAGACCAGCAUCGACGAAGAAGGCAGCUACAACAGCCUUGCCGACGCAACCAGCGGCCAUAGAGAAAACUACAGUGACGACGAUACUGAAGGCGCUAGAGUGGUUUGCGACGAUGGCAACGGCAUCAAGACGCUCCUCCGGUCGAUCCUCGACAGCGUCGUCACCCAUGGCACUUUUGCCACUGGCGACCAACUCCCCAAUGGCUUCCCACCCUCGCUGCUGCGUGUCGACGGUGUUGGCCGCAUUGCCUUUCCGCUGUGUCCUGAGCAAGCCGCGACGCUCAAGGCCGCCUGCACCAUUUCGCCGUUUGGUCGUGGUCACGACACGGUCAUCGACACGAACGUCCGUCGCAGCGUCGAGGCGACCGCCGACAAAGUUCACUUGUCGCCGGCGUGGACGGCUGCCGUCAACCAGUUGGCCAUUGACGCGUGCGAGAAGCUCGGUCUCUCGUUCCCUGUCGACGCGCACUUGUACAAGUUGCUCUUGUACGAGGAGGGUGACUUUUUUCUCGAGCACCAGGACACGGAGAAGGAGCCGGGCAUGUUUGGGACAUUGCUCGUCCAGCUUCCGGCAGAGCACACGGGUGGUCACUUGGACGUCCUGCACCGAGGCCAGACGAAGCGAUUUGGUUUGGACGGCCCCGCGAGCGCGGACGCGCUGCACUACUGCGCUUUCUUUGCCGACGUGCACCACGCCGUCGCACCCUUGACGUCUGGCCACCGUCUCGUGCUGACCUAUUGUUCCAUCGGCACCAGUCGCUUCUCGGCUGGCUGGCGCUCGAACUGA
This is a messenger RNA of Saprolegnia parasitica CBS 223.65, 897 nucleotides long. RefSeq lists its product as hypothetical. The transcript is spliced from 2 exons. The record is from RefSeq and is a predicted model, not a curated record. Lineage: Eukaryota; Oomycota; Saprolegniomycetes; Saprolegniales; Saprolegniaceae. Bases 1 to 897 code for a protein of 298 amino acids.